AUGGCGUCACAGUCCCCGCCCCCGGCGGAGCUGUCCACGGUACUGGGAGCCAGCCUGCCAGCUUUGGGGUACAGCGCCAGACCAGCUCCAACACCUCUGUUCCCAGCCUCCCUUCGCCUGCUGCAGACACCGACCUCCUUUGCCUUCUCCAAAAGAGAUUCUCCAGACAACCAUUGUUUCUGCACAGAAAAAAUUAUUUCAAUGAAUUGUACAUUGUAUGGUGUACUAGAUAUUGGCAAGUGCAAAGAAGGAAAACCAGUAUAUAUUUCACUUCCUCAUUUUCUACAUGCAAGCCCAGAGAUUGCAGCAAACAUUGAAGGCUUAAAUCCAAAUGAAGAAGAACAUAAGACGUAUUUGGAUGUGGAACCUAUAGCUGGAUUCACUUUACAAUUUGCAAAACGUCUUCAAAUCAAUAUAUUGGUCAAGCCAUCAAAAAAAAUUGAGACAUUAAAGAAUCUGAAGAAGAACUAUCUUGUGCCUAUUCUUUGGCUUAAUGAGACUGGUACCAUUGGUGAGGAGAAAGCAGAAAUGUUCAGAAAUAAAGUGACAGGAAAAAUAAACCUCCUUGGCCUGGUUGAAAUGGUCCUGCUCAGUGUCGGUGUGGUGAUGUUUGUGGCUUUUAUGAUUUCAUAUUGUGCAUGCAGGUCAAAGAAAGUAAAAUAA
Elephantulus edwardii (Cape elephant shrew) is the source of this 663-nucleotide messenger RNA. Its product is annotated as platelet glycoprotein 4-like. Lineage: Eukaryota; Metazoa; Chordata; Mammalia; Macroscelidea; Macroscelididae. Gene Ontology annotation, biological process: lipid storage; amyloid-beta clearance by cellular catabolic process; receptor-mediated endocytosis. Gene Ontology annotation, cellular component: cell surface; caveola; cytoplasm. The record is from RefSeq and is a predicted model, not a curated record. Bases 1 to 663 code for a protein of 220 amino acids. Gene Ontology annotation, molecular function: scavenger receptor activity; low-density lipoprotein particle binding; low-density lipoprotein particle receptor activity. The transcript is spliced from 3 exons.